UUUCUAGGCCUUUGCACAGAUUUUGGCUAUAUUGUAAUGCUUAGCGGUGCCGAAGAUAUCAUUAAUCAACAUGAUCCACAAAAUUCAACAACACCAAGCUACUGCGAGGACAAGUUAACAUCUCGACACUGUACUUCUAUAUCCACAGGAGCAAUUCUUUUGGCUGAUAUAUUACCGAUGUUAUUUGUCAAAUUGACUUUACCAUUGUAUAUGGAAAAAAUACCAAUUGAGUACGGACAUUUUCCAAAUUAUUUAUUUUUAUUUAAUUUACAAGCAAAUUUCAGCAUUCGUCAUGGUAUAAUAGUGGUGUGUGCAGCUGUAGCAUUAUUCAUCGUCGCUUUUGCUAGUGAUAUAACAAUGGCGCUUUCAGGAGUUGUCUUAGCAAGUUUCUCCAGUGGGUUAGGGGAAGUGAGUUAUAUCUCUUUCACCAGUUACUUCGGCAGAAGUGCUGUAUCAGCUUGGUCGUCUGGAACUGGUGGCGCAAGUAUUUUUGGUUCGCUGAUAUAUGCUGGUUUAACAGAACCUCAUUUUGCUCAUCUUAGUCCAAAAAAUGCGCUUUUACUGAUGCUCUGUAUUCCGGCAAUAUUAACUAUAACAUACGGCCUAAUUUUGGUGAUACCAAAGAGCAUUUACCGUAUAAAAAUUUAUGACCCACGUACUUGGAAAGUUCCACAAUGGUACCUGAAAGGCGAAGUUGAAAAAGAAGCCAAGCAGGAUGUCGAACAAGAUUCGUUUCGGAAGACGUCUGAUUGUCAGUUGCAGAAUGCAACUUUAAAUGACAUCAAUAAUGAAGAAUCCUGUAUUUUACAGAGACAACUUACGACUUUUGAACGACUGUAUAUUGUUUUGCCAUUACUAAAGUAUAUGAUUCCAUUAACAACUGUUUAUUUUGCUGAGUACUUGAUCAAUCAAGGUUUGGUGCAACUCAUUAUAUUUGACUGCUCCAGCGGACUAAACCUGGGGCUGACAAGUCAGUAUCGAUGGUAUCAGGUUCUUUAUCAAAGUGGUGUGUUUAUCUCUCGGUCUACAUCUGGGUUUUAUAACAUGCCAUCUUGGCUACUUUAUUUAUUGCCUUUAUUUCAGAUGAUGAAUGCAGUAUUCUUUUUUUUUAUUGCAAAGUAUCUAUUUAUUCCUCAUAUUGGAAUCCUCUUGGCGUUGAUCUUUUUGGAGGGGAUUAUUGGCGGGUCGUCAUACGUUAACACCUUCAAACAUAUUUAUUCAAAAGUAAGUGGUUACUCUGACAAACUGUUAGUUGAACCCGAUACUCGAGAAUUCAGUUUAUCGGCAGCAUCUUUGUCAGAUACUUUUGGUGUAGCUGUUGCUGGCUGCUUAGCACUUCCGACACAUAAUUACAUUUGUAAAACGCCUUUUCCGCACUAG
Messenger RNA from Enterobius vermicularis (human pinworm), 1380 nucleotides. NCBI's taxonomy places the organism in Eukaryota, Metazoa, Nematoda, Chromadorea, Rhabditida, Oxyuridae. The record is from the annotation of a GenBank genome assembly.